GAUUCCCACGCGGCAUCUGGGAGAACUUGGUCAUCGUACGAAGGCAGGGAUCGAACCUGUCAUAACUCAAUUCCCUUCCCAGUCGAAAGAAAGCGUCCAUGUCUUACUUUCCCGACCUCAAAGACGAGUCCGUGGUCGGCGAGCCUGCUGCGGCAAACCCCACGGUAAACUUGUUAGACGACGCGAACUACGUUCGUAGCCCGUGGAAGAACGGGCUGGGAGAAACGCAUCAGAUAGCCAUAAGCCCACCGACCGCAGACUUUGAAGCCGAUGAUUUCCUAUGGCGGCUCCAGCUGUCCGAGGUCAGGGAUUCCUGCUCGCUCUCAGUCUACCCGGGCUACGAUAUCGCGUUGUUGCUGCUGCCCACCGAUAAGCCUGCUCCCAGCGCGCGUAGGAACUCCGUCACAUCCCCGGUAGCCCUCCAUCACAACGACCAGGCGACGGCGGUGCCGUUGCGCCCGCUUCAGCCAUACACUUAUAGCGGGGAAUGGCCUACAACCUGCCGUUUGAGGACAUCGCCCGUCCGCCAUCUUACUUUCAUCGCUAAUCGCGAUCGCACACGCGUCUCGGCAACGCUGGAAAACAUUUGCUUGCAUGGUUUACACUCGGAUGGCGAAUGUGGUGCGGAACAUGAAAUCAAUGGGAGUGGGGCUCCACGCUCAGCUUCCCCGGAGCCGAUAGAUGAUGAUACGUCCGCUGUGGGUCGGCAACCUUCGAAGCCCAACGGGUCAUCCGGGCCACAGUCCAGCAGUAAAAUGCUCCUGGGCAACACAUCAAUCCUUUACGUCGUAACCGGAACCGUCAAAGUAAACGUCGAAGGCAGCGACAAGCCCUACGUCGUCAAAACCGGCCAAACCCUCAUAUGCCACCGCGAAGACGACGCCAGCCCAACCGACCUCACCAUGAAACCCGUCCAACUCGACGGCACCGACUUCCCCAAAGAAACAGACCACCAAGACGCCAGCGUCCUCAUCAUCCAAAUCAACCACAUUCAACGCCAACGCCGCGAGUCCUCCCUCGCGGACCUCGGACCCGUCCGUCCGCGCGGCCGUACAGGGUCUAUCAUCGUAUACGACGACCAACCGAUCCCCGUCUACUCCGACCCCUCCGCCACCCCGCAAUUACCCACGAACCCCACCUCCCCCUCCGAGAUGCCGAUACGCAACUGGGACUCGGCGAGGCAUUACAAACCGCCCGUGUUUUCGUCGCGCUUCCAGAAUGAGAGCGAGGUCCCGCCUGCGGUUGGGUUGAGCGAGUGGUUGCGGAUACCGGUUAUCGUCGCAAGGGGCAAAGAGGAAGGACCCGUGGUCGGGAUAACAGCCGUAGUCCACGGCAACGAACUCAACGGCGUCCCAUGCAUCCACCGCGUCAUCUCCGACAUUGAUGUCUCCUUCCUCCGCGGCACCGUCGUCGCCGUCCCCUGCGUCAACGUCCCCGGCUACCUCCGCUACACGCGCGAAUUCUCCGACGGCAAAGACCUCAACCGCCUCUUCCCCGGCUCACCCACGGGAACCUCAUCCCAGAUAUACGCGUAUAACUUGAUGCAGAAGGUGGUGAGGAAGUUUGAUUACCUGAUUGACCUGCAUACGGCAUCUUUUGGGCGGGUGAAUAGUUAUUAUGUCCGGUGUGAUAUGAACGAUGCCAGGAGUGCGAGUAUGGCAAAGUUGCAGCAGCCGCAGAUUAUUUUGCAUAAUAGUGGGCAGGACGGUGAGUGUUGGGUCUCUGUGAGAGGGGAGACCGUGUCUGUCCCAUCAGUACCGCAUUGGACUCAAAGUACAAAACCAAACCCUCAUCUCCCUCUCGACCACACAGGCGCCCUCCGCUCCGCAGCAAUGUCCCUCUCCAUCGCCUCCAUAACCGUCGAAAUCGGCAACCCCCAACUCUUCCAAAACCAAUUCGUCCAAUGGUCCUACCAAGGCGUCAUGCGUAUCCUCUCCUGGCUCUCCAUGUUCACCCCCACUGUCCCAAUAACCCAUAUCCCCGACGCCCUACCGCCAUCCAGUACCAUUUUGUGUUCAAAGGGGUAUUGGAUCUAUACGCGCACGGGCGGGGUGCUGGAAGUGUAUCCGGGCGUGAACAGUGUGGUGAAGAAGGGGGACCUGGUGGCAAGGAUCAAGAAUAUUUUCGGGAACAUUGUGGAUGAGGUGUUUGCUCCCGGGACCGGUGUCACGAUUGGAAGAAGCUCGAACCCGGUCGCGAUGGCGGGCGACCGUGUGCUGCAUAUGGGCGUUAUCAAGAGGGAGGGGGAGGUGUUGGCGAAGGAGGCGAAGGAGAAUUACUGAGAAGCCUCCACCCCCCCAACCACCCGCCCUCGGUUGGCUGUUGCAUUCCCGGGAAGCAGAAGAGAACUUUGCGGGUGGCAAAACUUUUUCCCACAGACCUUCUGCCUGAUUCUGAGAAAAAUCACCCACUCGGCUGGUCUGGGUGAAUGGACGCCCGAGCAGCCAGACACUACUAGAUCUAGUCUAGUCUCUCGGACAGGUGACGGAAAGGGGAGCGGGGUGGAUACCACUCCCCCCUCGCACACCCCGUAGAGUCAAGGGCAUCGGGGGACCCCCAUUUUGUGGUUCUGGUUCCAUACACCCCACAUGGACCGGUUUUAUUUAGAGUGUCGGAUAACUCCUUCUAGCGAUCCUGUG
Messenger RNA from Fimicolochytrium jonesii, 2639 nucleotides. RefSeq lists its product as uncharacterized. The transcript has 5 exons. Gene Ontology annotation, molecular function: hydrolase activity, acting on ester bonds. Lineage: Eukaryota; Fungi; Chytridiomycota; Chytridiomycetes; Spizellomycetales; Powellomycetaceae. Bases 99 to 2282 code for a protein of 727 amino acids. The record is from RefSeq and is a predicted model, not a curated record.